Molecule: messenger RNA, 2525 nt
Organism: Mus musculus (house mouse)
Lineage: Eukaryota; Metazoa; Chordata; Mammalia; Rodentia; Muridae
Gene: Lbp
Product: lipopolysaccharide binding protein
Exons: 15
Coding region: 178-1623 (481 amino acids)
Biological process (GO): lipopolysaccharide transport; negative regulation of tumor necrosis factor production; positive regulation of interleukin-6 production
Cellular component (GO): extracellular region; cell surface
Molecular function (GO): lipid binding; lipoteichoic acid binding; lipopolysaccharide binding
Source: RefSeq, marked validated
GUGGUGUCGCAAGAGGGUUCCAGUCAGUGGGCCUCUCUUUCCCUGGGCCUCUCUUUCCUGCUCCCAGGAGCCCGCCCUCCCUCAAGAACCGCCCCCUAGCCCUGGGCCUUGACUAGUUAAGAACACCAGAGCCAGCCCACUCUGUCACAGUCCUCACUCCCCCACGGAGCAUCCAGGAUGAAGGCUGGGACUGGACCUCUGCUCUCUACAUUGCUGGGGCUGCUGUUCCUGUCCAUACAGGGAACUGGCGGUGUCAACCCCGGUGUGGUGGCCAGGAUCACCGACAAGGGCCUGGCCUACGCGGCCAAGGAGGGGCUGGUGGCUCUGCAGAGAGAGCUGUACAAGAUCACACUACCGGACUUCAGCGGGGACUUCAAGAUCAAGGCCGUGGGUCGUGGGCAGUACGAGUUUCAUAGCCUGGAGAUUCAGAACUGUGAGCUGCGUGGCUCCUCUCUGAAGCUGCUCCCAGGCCAGGGCCUGAGUCUCGCCAUCUCUGACUCUUCCAUCGGUGUCCGAGGCAAAUGGAAGGUGCGCAAAUCCUUCCUGAAACUUCAUGGCUCCUUUGACCUGGAUGUCAAAGGUGUCACCAUUUCAGUGGACCUCCUCCUGGGCAUGGAUCCCUCAGGGCGGCCCACAGUCUCUGCCUCUGGGUGCAGCAGCCGCAUUUGUGAUUUGGAUGUGCACAUAUCAGGAAAUGUGGGGUGGCUGCUGAAUCUCUUCCACAACCAGAUCGAGUCGAAGCUCCAGAAAGUACUGGAGAAUAAGGUUUGUGAGAUGAUCCAGAAGUCUGUGACCUCUGACCUGCAGCCUUAUCUCCAGACUCUGCCAGUCACAGCAGAGAUCGACAAUGUCCUGGGCAUUGACUACAGUUUGGUGGCGGCUCCCCAAGCGAAGGCCCAGGUGCUGGAUGUCAUGUUUAAGGGUGAAAUUUUUAAUCGGAAUCACCGCUCUCCAGUUGCUACCCCCACUCCGACCAUGAGCCUACCUGAGGACAGUAAGCAAAUGGUCUACUUUGCCAUCUCAGAUUAUGCCUUCAACAUAGCCAGCCGGGUUUAUCACCAGGCUGGGUACCUGAAUUUUUCCAUCACAGAUGACAUGUUACCACAUGACUCCGGCAUCCGGUUGAACACCAAGGCCUUCCGUCCCUUCACUCCCCAGAUAUACAAAAAGUAUCCCGACAUGAAAUUGGAGCUCCUUGGAACAGUGGUCUCUGCCCCGAUUCUGAAUGUCAGUCCUGGGAAUCUGUCCUUGGCCCCACAGAUGGAGAUCGAAGGCUUUGUGAUCCUGCCCACCUCCGCCCGGGAACCUGUCUUCCGGCUUGGCGUGGUCACUAAUGUAUUUGCCUCAUUAACUUUCAACAACAGCAAGGUUACCGGGAUGCUGCAUCCAGACAAGGCACAAGUGAGACUGAUCGAAUCCAAAGUCGGCAUGUUCAAUGUGAACCUGUUCCAGGCAUUCCUUAACUACUACCUUCUCAACAGCCUCUACCCUGAUGUCAAUGCUGAGCUGGCCCAGGGCUUCCCCCUCCCUCUGCCAAGGCAUAUUCAGCUCCACGACCUCGACUUCCAGAUCCGCAAGGACUUCUUAUACUUGGGUGCCAAUGUCCAGUAUAUGAGAGUCUGAGGACAAGAAGAAAGAUGGGUCUCAGUGGCCACAGCUGGACCGGCCAUUUGUAAUUCCAGAUGUACAGCACAUCUCUGGAGAGUCUCAAAAUACAAAGAUGUUUCUGCUCCUGGCUCGGGUGGGCCCUGACCCCAGAGUCCUCUUCAGCAGGUGCACCCUUGACCUGGACUUGACUCCGUCCCAUCCUCCAGGAAGGGCCCCUCCCCUCACUGACUUCUCCAGGAAGGGCCCUCUCCAACACUGGGUGGGAGACCUGGAAUCACUUUAAGAGCGGGCACUGUGGUUUUAAAUUCACCAUCUGACCUUCAUGUUUGACAGGGUGCUGGCACUUUGUAGGUCCUCAAUAAAUAUUUAUAGAAUAUCACAACAUCCCAGCUGAACCUCUUUAUUGCUCUUCCAUCUGGUCUGAGCCAGUCUUAGAUGCUUGCCGGAGCUGUGGUCUCUAAGGCUAGACCUAGGCCUCCUUUUUUCUCCUGUUGGCCCUGCUAUGAGGGCCUCAACAAGGGAGUGGUGGACUACACACACACACACACACACACACACACACACACACACACACACACACACCGCCCUUCCCCAGCACUUGGCCUGGUGUUCAUCACUAGGCCCUUAUCCUGUCUAGGCUCCUAGCUUUGUUUCCACAGGUAUCUCUUCCAUGGUUGCUGUUUGCUGCAGACAACAGGCCCAGAACAAAAGCAAAAUGGCAGGCUCCCACGACUGUCCCCAUGGAGGCCUGUGUAAGUGAGCAAGAGAUGGAUCCAAGGAAGGUUUUGGUUGGACCCAAAUCAAAAACUCAUCGGACUGCUGUUCACGAGCCACAUGCCUGCGAGGAGAGACCGUGAUUUCUAACUACUGAACAAUAAGCCUUUGAUCAGACUUAAUAAAGAGUCAUUUCCGUGUUA